GAUCCGUUAUGAUAUGUGUGUUUGUGUGAGUGUGGACGCGGCGCGCCAAAGCGCUUAAGCUAGCUUAAAUGCUGAAACUAACUACGUACAGCAACUACGUAAAGUAACGUUAACUUAGUAACUAUCUAGUAACAGUAGUAACCUAACCUGUAGUUAAGUGGAGCAACAGCCCGACAUAUGAGCAUAGUUACGUGUGUGUGUGCGUCUGCGGCGCCCGCAAAAUCGGCUCAAACUCUUUUACUUAAACUCGCUUAAACGCCUAAACUAACUAGGCACCGUGCAGUAACUACGUAACGUUAACUAAGUUAGUAACGUAACGAUAUAGUACCAGUAAAUAACUUACCUGUAGUUAAGUGGAGCAACAGCCGGAGCAUCCCAUUUUGAGCAUAUACGUGUGUGUGUGUGUGGACGCGACGCACCAAUAGCUGUAAUAAUGAGUAAAAGGAGAUACGUUAAGUCUUGGUUGGAUGACCAGGCCGCCGCCACAGGUAACGACCAUGUUGACCAUGACCAUGAUUACGUUCCGGUGCCAGUCACCGUAUUCAAGAAUGUAAGUAGCGACGACGACUUCGAUGUGACGUCGAGCAGUGGAGAUUCGGAUGAGUCCGACCACAUUUCGCAGCAGGACGCCGCAUCAUGCCCGUCCACAGUGACUACGGUUAUAAACGUGUACGGCAUCCUCCUAAACAGUGGAAAUGCGGGCCAGGCGCUGCUAAAAAAGAAGCGCAAAAACGUAAAGCUCAAAGCGACGCAACAGAGGAAGCUCGUAACGCUUGUGGGAGAGUACUUUGUACAUAAUAACAUUCACAUGACGCUGGGAGACGCCAGAUAUUUAGAAGCCAACAUGCGAAGGGUUUUUCCGCUGGAGCAAGAGGAAAAGUGGUGUGAUAGGUUCUAUACCUGGUUCACCAACAGGAAAACAAGAGAGAAAAAAAAGGACAAGGCCGCCGAUAUCCCAAACUCCAAAUCUUCGGUGAACAGCAACGGUCCCCACAGGCUCCAAGCGGCUUUGGGACGUCCCCACCAAAAGUCCGACAGUCCCACAGAGACGGCGAGCAGUAGCAGCAGCAGCAGCAGCAGCAGCGGUUUCUCUUCCAGGGACAGCAGAGACCAACAUCGGCAGGAUACGGAUAAGUCGCAAACCAGCGCCAUUGCCAAGCGGGAUACCUUCGCAUCGCAGCAGCAGCAGCAGGCGGCCCUCUCGCAGGAGACUGUAGUGAAUCGCUCCAGACUGGCCAUUGAGGCAGCAACGAGGCGCUAUGGGGCGUCAGACUAUGCGCCACAUCCCACAGGGAUAGUGUUGCGACGCGUGGGCUACUACACGAUACCCUCGCUGGAUGAUCUCAAGUCCUACCUGGCCGAGGAUGGGUCCUGUGUGGUGCCCAAUUUCACCAUUGGACGCGAGGGCUAUGGCACUGUGUUCUUUGCCAUGGAAAUGGACGUGGCUGGACUGAAUCUGGAUGAGAUUGUUUACUUCCGUAACAAGGGGAUCAUCAUUUAUCCUGACGAUGAGAAGAGGCCGCCUAUCAACCAAGGCCUGAAUCGUGAGGCACAAGUCACCCUCGAGCAGGUAUGGCCCGUGGACAAGACCCAGCCUGUGCCUGUUGUGAAGGAUGCGCAGCGUCUGAUCGAAAUGAAUUGGGAGGGACAUCUGCGUUGCGCCUGCUAUGCAAACGAUACGCGCUUCGUCGAGUAUCGCCCAGAGACCGGCAGUUGGGUGUUUUGUGUGAAGCACUUCUCCAAGUACGGCCUGGACGAGGACGAUAACAAGAUGACGCUCCAUUCGUUGCGGCCCAGCGUGUAUCCGAUGAUAUGCGGCACAAGGUUCCGCGGCCAGUGACACAUCCGCGCGCACGCUCUUCUUCUUCGCGAAUUUCGUUCUUUGACAGAAA
Molecule: messenger RNA, 1892 nt
Organism: Drosophila obscura
Lineage: Eukaryota; Metazoa; Arthropoda; Insecta; Diptera; Drosophilidae
Product: nuclear pore complex protein Nup98-Nup96-like
Exons: 2
Coding region: 434-1840 (468 amino acids)
Biological process (GO): protein import into nucleus; post-transcriptional tethering of RNA polymerase II gene DNA at nuclear periphery; RNA export from nucleus
Cellular component (GO): nuclear pore cytoplasmic filaments; nuclear pore
Molecular function (GO): structural constituent of nuclear pore
Source: RefSeq, a predicted model, not a curated record